Molecule: messenger RNA, 416 nt
Organism: Limulus polyphemus (Atlantic horseshoe crab)
Lineage: Eukaryota; Metazoa; Arthropoda; Merostomata; Xiphosura; Limulidae
Product: myosin heavy chain, muscle-like
Exons: 2
Cellular component (GO): myosin complex
Source: RefSeq, a predicted model, not a curated record
AUGGAGGUCCAACUACAAGACGCACAAUACAAGCUAGACGAGGCUAACCGUUCCAUGGGCGACUUCGAUGCUAACAAGAAGAAACUAAGUGCAGAAUGUGGUGAGCUCCAGAGACAACUAGAAGAGGCAGAAUCUCAAGUUAAUCAGCUCGGUAAGAUGAAGAUGUCUCUCCAGACCCAGUUAGAAGAAGCCAAGAGGACAGCGGAUGAGGAAAGCAGAGAACGCGCUGCAGCGUUUGGUAAAUGCAGGAACCUGGAACACGAAUUGGACGGUCUGAGGGAGCAGUUAGAGGAGGAACAGGAGGCCAAGAACGAUCUCCACAGGCAACUCAGCAAAGCUAACGCUGAAGUUCAACAAUGGAGGAACAAAUUCGAGAGUGAAGGUCUUGCUCGAGUGGAAGAACUGGAAGAUGCCAA